AUGGCCGACACGACGGUGAUCGCCGUCGAUCAUCCGCCGCUUACGACCGACGACUACGACUUGGGGCUCUCAGUGCCACCCUUGGACACCGAUUUCUUCGCUCAAGGCGACGGCCAAAACGACGCCGUCGUCGAUGACUUCGAUUUCGAUUUCUCCUUCGAUGAUCUCUACCUUCCUUCUCCCGAUGAGCUCGACGACCUCCUUAACCCCUCCCAAAUUCAGGAACUCGCUCCGCAUGUGGAUCAGUUUCCAGUCCAUAUUCUCGGCGAGGGCUGUAAUUUGGGCGAUAUUAGCUCGGAUGACGCCGGAAUUUCGAAUUCCGGUUCACCUGGAUUGGAGCCUCAUCUGAGUGUGCCGUCGCCCGAAUCGAACGGAUCAAAUCACGAAACCCCAGAGAAUUGCAGCGAUGACGUGAAAGUGACGAGUUGGCCCUCCCCUGAAUCUAGGGGUUCGGACAUUUGCGGUUCUAAUGUUUCCAAGGAGUCAAAAAAUUGCAUUAACCGAUCAGUGGAUUUCUCUCCCAACCCUAAUAAUAAUUCCAUGUCCCAUAAAACUGUUAUGGCCAAUCAGAAGGCCAAGUCGGAGGAGCUUUCGAAAAUGAAAAUCCGUAGCUCCUCGUUGAAAAGGAAAAAGGACAGUGAGAAUCCCGAGAACAGCAACAGCAGCAACAGCAAUGGUGUGUUAAGCGAAGAAGAUGAGAAAAGGAAGACGAGGUUGAUGAGGAACAGGGAGAGUGCACAGCUAUCGAGACAGAGGAAAAAACACUAUGUUGAGGAGUUGGAGGAGAAAGUGAAGACGAUGCAGUCUACCAUUCAAGACUUGAACACGAAAGUAGCUUACUUUAUGGCCGAAAACACCACUUUGCGGCAACAAAUGGGCGGCAAUGUUUCGGCUCCACCUCCCGGAAUGUAUCCUCCUCCGGCCAUGAUGAUGUAUCCAUGGAUGCCUUGCCCGCCUUAUGUGACAAAGCAAGGAUCUCAAGUUCCCUUAGUGCCGAUCCCAAGGUUGAAGCCACAGCAGCCGGUUCAAGUGCCGCCGAAGGCCACCAAGAAGGUGGAGAACAAGAAAGGCGAACGGCCAACAAAGACUAAGAAGGUUGCUAGUGUUAGUUUCCUGGGUAUACUCUUUUUCUUCAUGCUGUUUGGGUGCUUGGUCCCGAUUUUCAACGUGAGAUAUGGAGGAGUGAGGGAUUCAUUGACUAUCGGGGGAAGUUCUGAUGGGGUUUUUGAGGAACAUCAUAAUGGGAGGGUUUUGAUGGUGAAUGGAACCAGGAGUCGUGAUAAUGGGACUGAACCACUUGUUGCGUCACUGUAUGUCCCGAGAAAUGAUAAACUUGUGAAGAUAGAUGGCAAUCUGAUUAUACAUUCAGUGCUGGCGAGCGAGAGGGCCGUUUCUUCUAGUGGAGACACUGCUCUUGCAGUUCGUGGAGCGUUGGGUCCCACUGUUCGUGUUCCAGAGCUUAGGGCUAUUGGGUCUGGCUCGGCAGACAGGGUCGGGAGGAAGCUGAGCGCAACUGAUGGCAAGAUACAACAGUGGUUCCAGGAGGGGCUUGCUGGGCCAAUGUUGAGCACCGGCAUGUGUACCGAAGUUUUCCAGUUUGAUAUUUCUUCAGCUUCAGGAGCCAUAGUCCCAGCCACACAGAACAUAACCCAAGGGCAUAACCGUAAUUCCACUCAACUUACCCGGGCCGCUAGGAACCGAAGAAUCCUUCGUGGCCUCCCUAUUACACAUUCCGAAUCCACUCACAAUAUUUCUAAACGAAGCUCAGGAGAAAAAAACCCACACGAACAAGGAUUGAAUGGAAAUAAUUCUGUCUCGCCGAUGGUUGUUUCUGUUCUUGUCGAUCCUCGAGAGGUCGGUGGUGAUGCUGACGUGGACGGCGUGAUCAAAUCAAAGUCCCUUUCUCGGAUAUUUGUGGUCGUGUUGAUCGACAGCGUUAAGUACGUUACGUACUCAUGUGGGCUCCCAUUUAAGGGGUCCCCACAUCAUUUGGUGACUACUUAG
Striga hermonthica is the source of this 2004-nucleotide messenger RNA. NCBI's taxonomy places the organism in Eukaryota, Viridiplantae, Streptophyta, Magnoliopsida, Lamiales, Orobanchaceae. The record is from the annotation of a GenBank genome assembly.